Myripristis murdjan (pinecone soldierfish) is the source of this 5984-nucleotide messenger RNA. RefSeq names its product muscleblind-like protein 1. The transcript is spliced from 11 exons. Bases 990 to 2180 code for a protein of 396 amino acids. Gene Ontology annotation, biological process: regulation of RNA splicing. Gene Ontology annotation, molecular function: metal ion binding; RNA binding. Lineage: Eukaryota; Metazoa; Chordata; Actinopteri; Holocentriformes; Holocentridae. The record is from RefSeq and is a predicted model, not a curated record. Gene Ontology annotation, cellular component: cytoplasm; nucleoplasm.
GUGCAGAUUCAUCAGUUCCUGUUCGUAGGGAUUGUGUGUGAGCACACACACACACACACUCACACAGCCAGACCAAGCUCAAGAGAGACGCACAGAUAAACAGGCAGAGAGAAGUGCCUUCUUUCGCUGACCCCUGUGGCUGUUUGGCUCCACUGAAGCAGCCUCUGCCUCCGUGCCUGUCCAUGUCUGCUGGAGGUGCCAGCCACACCGGGAGCCCAAGGACUGCCAGGACUGCCAAGCCCGUCCACUGAGCCCGUCUCCGCACUGCUGACAGCUCCCUCCCUCCCUUUCUCCCUCCACCUCCUGCCCUGUCUGUCUGCCAGCCAAACCUCUCUCCAUCCAUGCCACCCAGUCCUCCCCCCUGGAAGUCAACCACUCCCCCCUCCUCUCUUGACACAGCCUGAUACCGAAGACAGACAGCUUUUAUCGCCUUCUGUGGGCGGGAGGAGAUUGUCCCUUUGCUGUCCUCUCCUCCUCCUGCUCCUCCUCUUCCUCCUCCUCCUCCUCCUCCUCCUUCCUCCUUUCCUCCAGCCCCACAUCCCUUCAUCAUGGACCAACCCGAUCGAUAAUGUGUUUUGCCAUUCGUCUCAUCUGACAGUUCAGCUGAGGAGAGAGAAGACAGAGGGAGUGUGUGCCUGUGUGUAUGAGAGAGUGAGUGAGAGAGAGAGAGAGAGAGAGAGAGAGAGAUUACAAAGCAAAACUCUGUGACGUUCACUAGCCCUUGGGUGACAGGCUGUGAAGGAUUCUUAUUAGAGCCACAAACAGACUCUUAGGAUGGGCCGCAGGUGGUAGGCAAGUCCCAGGCCUCACAGGCUUCACCUCAGAAACAGACCUUGGAGACAAAAAACCUCUCAAGGCAGGCUUUCUCCCAUGUCAUUUUCUUCUCCAUUCUCAUUUUUCCCAGUGCCAUUAGAAACACUCCGAUACACACACAUUUGUAUUGGCUGGAUACCUUUUCCUCUUAAUCGACCGCUCCCGCCUCGUUCAAAAUGGCGGUGAAUGUGACACCAAUCCGGGACACAAAGUGGCUGACGCUGGAGGUUUGCCGGGAAUUCCAGAGAGGAACUUGUUCGCGGCCGGACAGCGAGUGCAAGUUCGCCCACCCUGCCAAGAGCUGUCAAGUGGAAAAUGGAAGAGUCAUUGCUUGUUUUGACUCACUCAAGGGCCGCUGUUCCAGGGAGAACUGUAAGUACCUGCAUCCUCCUCCCCACCUAAAGACCCAGCUGGAGAUCAAUGGGAGGAACAACCUGAUCCAACAGAAGAACAUGGCCAUGCUGGCCCAACAGAUGCAGCUCGCCAAUGCCAUGAUGCCCGGCACACAGCUACAGCCAGUGCCCAUGUUUUCAGUCACACCCAGCCUUGCCACCAAUGCCAGUGCUGCUGCAGCAGCAGCUGCAUUUAACCCCUACCUUGGCCCUGUGUCACCUGGUCUGAUGCCCGCUGACAUCUUGCCCAGCGCCCCCGUACUGGUCACCAGCAACCCCAGUGUCCCUGUACCAGCUGCUGCUGCUGCUGCUGCGCAGAAACUCAUGAGGACGGACAGACUGGAGGUAUGUCGGGAAUACCAGCGGGGUAACUGUACACGUGGGGAGAACGACUGUCGCUUUGCCCAUCCUGCAGACAGCACUAUGAUUGACACCAAUGACAACACAGUCACUGUGUGCAUGGACUACAUCAAGGGUCGCUGCUCCAGGGAGAAGUGCAAGUACUUUCACCCUCCGGCUCACCUGCAGGCUAAGAUCAAAGCUGCCCAACACCAAGUGAACCAGGCUGCAGCUGCUGCAGCCAUGACUCAGUCGGCUGUCAAAUCACUGAAGCGACCCCUCGACGCAACUUUUGACCUGGGGCUCCCUCCUGUCUUGCCUCCUUUACCAAAGAGACCUGCACUUGAAAAAGCCAACGGUGCCACCACCAUGUUCAAUGCUGGUGUAUUCCAGUACCAACAGGCCCUGGCCAACAUGCAGUUUCAGCAGCAGACUGCCUUCAUACCGUCAGGCUCAAUAUUGUGCAUGACACCUGCAACAAGUGUUGUACCCAUGAUGCACGGUGCUACUCCAGCCACUGUGUCUGCAGCCACCACAUCUGCCACAAGUGUCCCCUUUGCAACUGCAGCAGCCAGUCAGAUUCCAAUAAUAUCUGCAGACCAUCUGACUAGUCACAAGUAUGUGACCCAGAUGUAGGAGUCUCAAUCAGAACAAUCAAACUGGAGUGUGCUGGUGUUCAGUCCAAGAUUAGCGAUCACCCUUCAUGCCUGUAACAUCAAGAGCAAAACGAAGAACCACUUUUAAACUGGAUUGGAGUCUGCAUGUUAACAUAAAGAGGCCCAGUUUGUCAGUGGUUGUUUUCAUGUGUAUCUCAUGCACACAACAGUGAUAGAAUUGAAAAGAACAUCAUUCACAUUAAUGUCUGCCUUUCGCUCUGUGAAGGCAUCUUACCUUUAUUCACCGGACACACUUUGAAUGUCAACAUGAGGUAAAUGUGUGGAGCAGAAGUCAAAAUGACUAGAGUGGUACGUCCAUAGACCAAGAAUAAUGGCUUAUUUUGUGUGUAUGUUUAUUUGCUGUUUUUUUUUUUUUUUUUUUUAAACCUAAAUGUGUUCAUUUGUUUACACAAAGGUGCACCUUGCAUUUUGAUUAAGGUAAACGAACUAAGGAAGGUAAUUUAACUGAAUCACAUAUGCAUGCACAGUGGUUUGUUUAUGAUUUUGUUUUCUGUUAAAUUGGUGAUAAGGGCAGUUAGAGGAUGCUCAGAGGCAAAACAACAACUGAAUGUCUGCGAGGUGUCUUUCAAACCUUUGUAGCCUAUCUUUCUAUCUCCGAAGUACUUGUCUUUAUUCCUGCAGGCGUCCCUGUAAAGUGCCAUACAUCUCUAAAACAUGAAUGGUAUUUUAGCAGUGUUACAAAGGUGUUAAAAUCAAUAAUUCCCCUUAAUGAGUCUCCAGUGUGUUUGCUCUCGUGGACAGCAUGUCUUCGCAGCUCCCUGUGAUUCCCCAAUAGCACCACGCCGAUAAGGUUACCUUUCCUUGUGUGUCUGCUUACCCAAACGCUGUGUUGGACGAAUAGUUUUUUUUUUGUUUUGUUUUGUUUUCCAUCAACUUUGUGUGGAUGUCAGGCUGUGAGACAGGAAAAGGCCAGAUCUGUGCUGACACAGGUCUCUCCGCGAUUAGUAAGUCUUUUGACUCGACUCUUGCUGCAGGUGAAUUGGAUGCAGGGUCUUGGCAUGCCUGAGAGACCAAAGACUCUUUCAAUGAGGAUUUGAUGGACACUCAAAAAAUAGCUUUGAAACAACAGGGCCCCUCACCGGGCCCCCAAACUGCUGUGAGACAGGGGAAACUUCCAAGAUGGCAGGGCAAAAACAAUGAUGGGUUUGCUAGACGUACGAAUCAACCUUCAUUUAUAUGGUUUCUCUUAUUUUAAGGUGGAUUGUCAAAGUAGAUUGAGUGUAGUGUAUAUAGUCUGACAUAUUUAAGAGAAUGUGUUUCAUGUGUCUGCUGUUUUCUGAUGGUCGGCCAAAGUCUUUUUUGUGUCAUUGUUUUUAGAUAUCGUGGGUAGACUAGUGGGGCUAAAUUUUGAAAGCGUGUGGGCUGCCUAAGAGGCGCCGAUGAAAGACUGGGUGUUUAGAGUAGAUCUCUACAACUCUGCUUUUGUUCUGUUCUGGGUGUUCUUCAGGCAUAUUUAAUUGGUGGAUAGUACAGGGAAAGUGGCAAGUAUAUAACGAUUGUAUUACUCAUCCAAAGCCUUAGAAUGCACCAUCGGGUCAGCACAAUGCAACAUGCCAUUUUGAACCAUCCAGUUGCCUAAUCCACACCACAUUAAUACACACACAGAGCACUAUGUAACUGUCACAGUUAUAUUUUUUUUCUCAGUGUUUUCCUUUUCUUUUUUGUGGUUUUCUUUAGAGAAGCGUGUUUUAACUUCACUUUGUUUGGAUGAUGUUUUGAUAUUUAGUUGAGAAGUUGUUUUUUUUUUUGUCUUAUUAGAUUUAUCUUUCUUAGAAUGAAUAUAAAGUAAAGUGUGUGUUUUGUGUGUUCCUCAUGCACAGUUUUCUGAAAUUCCAUGUAAUGUUGAUUUUAGUAUGAUUAUGAUUGUAAACUCAAUAUUUUCUACGUUAUGCAUAUUGUUGAACCGUAUGCAUAUUGUUCAUUUCUCUAGUCUUUUUGAGUUCUUUGAACAAAGAUGUUUUAUAUGAGUAUCUUACAAUGAGGAAAUAAUAGAACAGAGAGGCUAAGUUGUCACUGUGGCAACAGUUGCCGAUAACCGAGUAAUAUUUUAAUGAUUGUAUGGUUUGUAACUAGUCAUAUAAGAAAAAAAAGACUAUUAUAAAAAUCUAGUUCUUAGAUGUUUAGAGUAAAGACGUUAUUUUCUACUGUAUCCAUUUCAAAUAGUAACUAUUGUUUGACUAUUUUUACUCUCCCUGGAAAUUGGGCCAUGUUGGAAAACAAGCUGCAUAUUUGAUCACUUUUCGGGGCGUUGCUGGCAGGGUCAGGUGAAGGUGGUGAGUAGAGAGCUGAGUCUGCGCGCUCGUCUCUUACUCGGCCAACAGCAAACAAACGAGGGGGGAAUCUAGAGGCGAUGAAGGUUGACUUUUUUGCACUUCUGUACAUAGUCAAAAAAGAGAGAAUCAUGUAUAUUGAGAUCUUAUUUUGAAUAAAAAAAAAUGUCUAUAACGACAAGGAAUUUUGCUAGGAUAACAAAAAAAUCUUAUGAAAGGCUGAACAAAAUUGCUUGCAUAAAAGGGCACUGAGUUCUCACUCUCCUACCCCUUUCAGAAAAGGCAAAGUGUUGCUCUUCUUUUUUGUCAGCAGCUUGUAGUUUGCCAGGUUUCCUUCCGGAGGAGGCGUUCACUACCCUCCAGCGCAAGGGCCUGACUGGGUUUGUCUGGUCCCCUAACCUGCCUACACUGACAGGUCUGUGUGUCAUGGCCACGCCCUCCCAGGCCCAACCAAUCACAACACGUCCUGUUUCUUUACUUUUUUUUCAGAGAGGAAUGCAUGUUAAAGGAAAUACAUAUACCUUUAAAAAAAAAAUCACAACACAGUAAUACUGAAUAAGAAAACAUGUUACACAGCAAGAUGUAUUUACAGUAUACAAUAUUCUAUCAAUGUAAUGGACUAAAAUAUAAAAAAAAAUACAAAAAUAGAAUAGUGGUUUUAUUUAAAAAAGAAAAAAAAAAAAGGUUCCUAAGAAUAUACUCACAAAAGUUUCACCACUUGGAGAGUUAAAAUACAUACAACACAAACACCAUAGCUAUAAGUAUGUUCUUUAUGUUUGAAAGCUGUGCUUCUAGUAGAUGAAAUUGACUACACAGGAAUGUAGUUCAUCAUCAGGCAGAAUUUAAGGGAACUGAUCAUCUUGGAUUGAAGUAUUCAUUUUAUAGUUUGGCUGAUUAACUUGUUAGUUUGGAAUUUUGUCCUGAUCAUCACGUCACCUUUCAUCUCCUACAAGCACGCAUGCUUAAGUUUAUGAUAUAAUGUAAACGAAACUUUUUUUUGUUUUGUUUUGUUUUCUCCGCUUGUAGUGCUAAAAUGAUGUAUUCUGUCUUCUGCUGCGGUUUGUUUCUGCUUGUUUUACUGUCCCAGGCCCCGUGAAGGGAUCUGUCACGUCUGCACGACGGCGCCUCCUCUGCAAAGCACCUGAAGUGGAAACCUCUGAUUGCCACAGUCUAAAGCCAUAAAAUACAAUCUCAUCUGAAUGAAAUCUGUGUGCAUAAACCUGUACUGAAAAAGAGGAGGGGAGAUGUACCUUCGGAUGCUUGUUGGCAGCUGUUUGCCGGGGUUAUAUUGACUAGAGCUUCAUGAACCACUUGGGGGUCUUGAAAUUAGUUCAUGUAACCUGCGACACGCUGUGCCAACUUUGGUGGCGGUGCAUGGUUUAGAAAAUUGUCACCACUGACACAUUUUUUCAUGGGGCCUGCAUUGCUAUCUUUGAUUCUUGCUGUAAUGAAUUUGAGAAAAAAAAAAGAUGUAAUAAAAACAUACAAAUGAA